Molecule: messenger RNA, 4571 nt
Organism: Mercenaria mercenaria
Lineage: Eukaryota; Metazoa; Mollusca; Bivalvia; Venerida; Veneridae
Exons: 9
Coding region: 339-4556 (1405 amino acids)
Biological process (GO): negative regulation of apoptotic process; regulation of cell cycle
Cellular component (GO): cytoplasm; spindle microtubule; nucleus
Molecular function (GO): cysteine-type endopeptidase inhibitor activity involved in apoptotic process
Source: RefSeq, a predicted model, not a curated record
AGAUUGAUAUAUAGGGUCAUCAUGCACAAAGGAAAAGUAACUCGCCGUCGCCGUGUCCCAAGUCUCGGGUAAUUGAAGCAGGAGGGUAUCCUUAUUAAAAAAACAAUAGAGAGAACAAAAAAGAAGACACAUAAAUUACCAUAUGUAGGAGCGUCUGUCCAUCAGUCCGUCCGCAAAUCUGGAUCCUGCGAUAACUCAAAAAGUAUUCAAGUCGGUUCAUAAAACUAUGUUGUUACGAGGUACCAUUUAACAAACGUAAAACAUUUGGCGACAGAAGUUUUCAAACUGUAGGGCCGAAACUAUGGAACAAACUACCAGUAGAGAGUGACAUACCGGAGAUGGCAGAAACCGAAACUAGUUUUGAGUUGCCGAAGGGCCAACUUCAUGUAGGGGCUAUGAAAGAAUGCAUAUUCAACAUUAAUUAUUACUCAUGCGCAUGUGCAGAAUAUGGCACAGAAUCAAUAUCGAAACGAUCAGAAGCUGAUUUUACUGCAAAAAAUUGCCAUCCUAAAAAGUCAAGUGCUGGUAUAAAAAGCAAAUUAAAAAUCCUUGUGAAAAAGUUUACGAUUGGUAAGAAUACGAGGAAGUAUUUUUGUGGACUCCACUCCAGAACAGACAGUUUUAAAGAACCAGUACAAGAAUCAUUAAUAGAAGAGUUGGAUACUACUGAUCCCUCUUUACAUUUUGUGAAUGACAUACCUCUUGAUAAGCAUAGACAUUCUAGACAUAUUGAUCCAGAAACUGGUAAUGAAUAUAAAAAUGAGUCAUCAUUUGGGAUUGCUAACCAAAGACCAUAUCCUUCUGGUUCAACUUGUCCCACUGCUGUGCAUUCAUCUACCUUACAAGAUACACACUUGAAUAAGGCCACAAAUACAUGUGCAAAAAUAAAGUCAAAGAAAGAAAAUGCUCAAAGAUAUAAAGAUUGUUCAAAUUCAAAUGUGAAAACAUGUGUUAGAUCAGAGAAUGAGAGUGAUAUGUUUAAGAAUCAAGAAGAUGUCCUACAAGUACAGCAGUUAGCUAAAAAGAGAGGAGCUCAUAGUCAUGAUCCAAGAGAUUCACAAAGGGUCAGUCAUUUAAAUCCUAAUGGAAAAGCAUUAGUGAAACAAGAUCAUACCAAAACAGAGAAUAGAAAACUGCUGACAAUAGAAAAUAAAGAUAAUGAUACUUCAAACAAUAAUGAAUCCAAGUAUUGUGCUGUGGUCACAGAAAAUAAUUGUGAUGGAUUCAUAUGUGGAAAACAAGAAAGAAAAUUUGGAAUUGAAGGUAGGAAAGAUAUUAAAGGGAAAGAGUGUUCAGGACUUUGCAAGUCUACAUCUAUAUUUACGAAUGCUUGCGAUGAAGAAACAGACUUAAAAUCUGUCUUAAAUAUAGAGACUGAAGGUCAAGAAGAAAUGACUAUUCUUAAGUUACCGCAGCCUUCAUAUAAUAGAGAUGAGACUGAAGCUAAAGGGUUUGGACAGCAGCUCAAAAAGUUGGCAGAUUCAGAAGGUGAAAGCAGUUCUAAGUCAACAGUUCCAACAGGAUAUCCUUGGAACACCAUCUCAUCGGGCACUGUCUGGCAGUUAACAGAAGAUUUUAUUACUUCAGAUGUAAGUAAAAAAGAAUCUAAUCCAGAUUGUUUUGACAAGUUUCAUCAGAAGCCUGGGGCAGAGUUAACUGAAGUAAAAACUGACAAGUCAUAUGUGGCAGAUUCAUUAAAUGAAGUUGAAAACUGUAAUAACUCAGAUUCAAGUCCAAAGUAUGAAAACAGACAAGAAGUCAAAGGGGAAGGUGAAAACGAUCAGUCACGUGAAGCUGCCAUGGAAAUAUGUGAAAAUGGACUUAAUGAAUGGACAGAAUUACAAAAUUCCAGAGAAGUUCACAAUUUUUGUAGGCAGGAAGCAGUUGAAAAUGAAGAAGAAAGUUAUGUUGAAAUAAAUCAAAACGGUGAGGAAGAGGGGGCUGGUAAUGAAAUAAUCAAACAUGAUCAUUUCAAAAGCCUGGCAAACAGCACGAUUCGAGAUAAACAAAUACCAGUGACACUACAUAGUAUGAAACUUACAAAGAAGCAUAGAAGUGACCGAUUUAAAGAUUUUGCUGACUUUGAGAAAAAUGCAAAUUUAAAUCAAGCAAGAAGCAGGAAAAGAAUCUUACCAUUUUUAAGUGAACAACUCAUUCAAACUGGUAACAAAAGAAGGCGACUGCUGAAAGAAAGUUCAGAUUCAGGUAUUGAUCUGGAUGUUCUUGAUGUGUCAGAUCAUUUACAUUUCAUUUUAUCAUCUGCAGACACUGGUGAUAAGAAUUGUUCUUUAGUGCAGAAGGACAGUGAAGGAUGUGCAGUUUUUCAUGCACAUACGGAGAGUUGUGGAAAAAAGAAAAUUGUUGAUGCUGGUAAAAGUCUAGCUGAUAGUAGCAUUCUGGUAGUACAUUCUAACGAAGACGAAAAAAUUACAGAUUCCUAUAUCUUGUAUGAAACAAACUUAAGAAAAACACGAAGUUUAGAAAUCUUACCAGACUACUGCAAACAUGAUGUUACAUGUAAUUUACAGUUUAAUAAUGAUAUUUCUCAAAGGAGAUUUUAUUCAUUCGCUAUAUGUUAUGCUGAAAAUGAAGUUAGGACAAAUUCACAAACGGAGCUAUCAGGACGUAUGUGUGCUAAAGUAUCAUCAGAGGUGUAUGUUGAAAAAAGUUGGAAUAAUAAGUAUGGGAUUUUAAGAUACGUUCCUGAAAAGGACCCAGGAAAAAAAUCUCAGACAGAGUCACAGUCUACUACUGAUGACUACAAUAUGCCUGUUUCUAAAACUGUACCUUUAGAUGAAGGUCUUCCUAACUUUAUGGAGCAACUAGGUGAUGCUGACAUUACUGAGGAGAGCUAUUACUUUAGCAAGAGUGUUUAUCCAGAAAUAACUGUGCAAACUGGCGAGAGAAGAAUUUGUAAGAAGAAAAGUAGUAAAAGAGAAGGGAAGAUAACACCACGUAUGCAAAAGAAAAGGAAACACUAUAAACAUGCUCCAAAGCCUGAAAUUCGGUCACUGGAACCGGCCAAUUUUGUAUGUUCCUUAAGGUCAAAAAAGAAAUGUUUUUUACAAAAAAGUACAAGGGCAAAGUUGAGGCAUUCAUGUACAGGUGAAAGUUACAAGGAUAAAGAAUUGAAGUCCAGACAAGAAUUGUCUCAAAUUACAGUAGACUCCGGACUUGGCUCUUCAACCAUAUCUAACAAAUCUUUUACAAAAAAGCUUAGAAAAUGUCUGACAUAUUAUAUUACAAACGAAGGAAGAAGAGUUGCAAAAUCUGUUGCUCGAGAAAUACACUUAGACCACCAUUCUCAAUUUGUGUAUGGAUUAGCGAGAUACUUUGAUAGACUAAACAAUGGUCCACCUCCAACAACUCGAGAGCGUAUGCAGUAUGAAUGGCUCAGACUGGCCACAUUUUGUAAUUACACUGGUAAUGGAAAUGCUAUAGCUCUUGCUAGAGAUGGAUUUUACCAUGACAAUACAGAAGGACACACAACCACAAGAUGUUACCUUUGUGAUGCCCGUCACUCUAAUUGGGAAAUGUUUGAUGAUGUUAAUGCUGAACACCGACGGCAGUCUCCAAAUUGUCCAUUUCAUGAAAACAGAGGCCAAGAGUCUGUGAACAUAUCAAUAACUUCUGGGGACAAUGAAGGUGGGGCAUCAGUACAGGCAAGGACUUCAGCUCCUACUGUUACUUCAGUGAAUACCACAGUUACUAGCUCCAGUGCUGCAGCUGCCAGUGAGGCCAUGAGCAGUUUGCAGAUUGGUCAGGCUUCAAGUAGUGGAGGAGAAAGUAUAUCCCAGCAACCAACAGAAGAUCCAGAAAGUAGAGAUCGUUCCUUGUUGGCAUUGUCUCAGCCCCGUACACAACGAGCUCUGGGACGGACAGGGCACUCCUAUUCUACUAUCAUAGCUCCAAGAAGAAAUAACGUAGCUACAGGUGCAAGAAGUAAUGUUGGAAUUGAUCCUUUAGGAAGUGGUUCUACAACAUCCAGUACAAGCAGUCAGAUUCCAGGGAUCCGCCCCUCUUCAAUUCUGGGAGGGCCUGUAGGGGCGGGCGCUUUUGCCGGUCUGAAUAGAGCUGGUCAAAACACAGAUGCACAGCCUUCUGUUAUAAGAGCAACUGAAGGUUUACAACGAAGCAAUGCUCCAUCAUCGUCUACCGAAGCAGCUGCUGGGCCACGACAAACUAACCCUGCACCUGGUGCAGGAGGAAGAACAGAUCCUACAAUAACUGUGGUUGUCGAUAACCCUAAACAUCCAGACUAUGUCAAUAUAGAUUCUAGAGUUAGUUCAUACCAAGGAUGGCCAGAUUACCUGGAUCAAACCCCUAGACAAAUGUCAGAAGCAGGUUUCUUCUUUGUUGGUGUGGCCGAUUUUACCCGUUGCUUUUGUUGCGGCGGAGGUCUACGAAACUGGGAACCAGGAGAUGAUCCAAUGUUGGAACAUACAAGAUGGUUUCCACGUUGUGAAUAUGUCAACAAACUGAAAGGCGAGAGAUAUGUGGCUGCAGUACAGAGACGUCAUCAAGAACAUGUAAGUGUUAAAAAAGUUAUGCUUUAAACUUUUCCCUGCUAU